Prunus armeniaca (apricot) is the source of this 981-nucleotide messenger RNA. The record is from the annotation of a GenBank genome assembly. NCBI's taxonomy places the organism in Eukaryota, Viridiplantae, Streptophyta, Magnoliopsida, Rosales, Rosaceae.
AUGAUUAAGCUACUCAAAAGCUUCCUUUUCAAUAUCAAAAGUUUUAACAGUGUGAGAGUCUGCGAGUCUGCGACUGUGAGAAAGAAAGGGCGUGUUUGGUUGGCCAUGGACGCGGAAAGCAACCAGAAAUUACCAGUCUCUAGCUCUUCGCAGAGCCAAGAGAGGCUUAAGAAAGGCCCCAAAAUGACCAGGAAAGGAGCUUAUGCUGCCAUUUCCUACAUGGCUUCCGCAGCUAUUCAUUGUGCAGUUCUCUUGAUAAUGUUCAACAAAGCAGCCCUGUCUUCAUACAAUUUCCCAUCUACAAAUGUCAUCACACUUUUCCAGAUGCUAUCAUCAUGUACAUUGCUGUAUGCAAUGAAAUGUUGGAAGAUUAUUUCUUUCACAACUGAACCACAGAUCACUACAAACAAUCCAGUAACUCUGUUGGUUACAAUGGCAUCAGUGCGUGGUAUAAAUGUUCCCAUGUACACCACCCUCAGACGGACUACAGUUGCUUUUACAAUGAUUGUUGAGUAUAUUUUGACAAGGCAGAAACAUUCAUAUCCUGUUGUGGGCAGUGUCGGGAUAAUUAUACUUGGUGCAGUUGUUGCCGGAGCUCGGGAUUUGUCAUUUGAUGCCUAUAGUUAUGGUGUUGUUUUUGUUGCAAACAUCUGUACAGCAAUAUAUCUUGCUUCUAUAGCUCAUAUUGGUAAGUCCAGUGGUCUUAGUACCUUUGGCCUAAUGUGGUGCAACGGAAUAAUAUGUGGACCAAUCUUGCUGUUUUGGACCUCAAUCAGUGGUGAACUAGGAAGGAUGAUAAACUUCCCGUAUUUAUUCUCCCAUGGGUUUCAGGUGCUCCCCUUUCAUGAGAAGAAUUGUCAUUCUGAUAGUACAACCACCAGUAUUCUUCAGAUUCUUCACUACAUGUUUCUGUUACUUGGUAUUGUUAACUUAUUCUCAAGCCGGUCAACAUGUCUGUCUCCUGGUUGGUCUGGUGCUUAA